Puccinia graminis f. sp. tritici CRL 75-36-700-3 is the source of this 609-nucleotide messenger RNA. RefSeq lists its product as uncharacterized. The transcript is spliced from 3 exons. The record is from RefSeq and is a predicted model, not a curated record. NCBI's taxonomy places the organism in Eukaryota, Fungi, Basidiomycota, Pucciniomycetes, Pucciniales, Pucciniaceae. Bases 1 to 609 code for a protein of 202 amino acids.
AUGGCUCAUCAAGCUCUGAUCUUCAAAACAAAGAAAAAUAAUCCUUGGAAGUUGCAGCAAUGGAAGUCUGAGAAACUGAGGAUACCCGGUUACUCGACCCGAUCCCUGCGGUUAUGUAGUCGGGCUGGACCCUGCGGGAAUCCUGAAGCCGGUCAUACCAGCGGGAAAGGUUGCGGGAGAGCCCCCGAGGCCAAAAUUACCCGCGGGUUCCAGCCCUACACCACGGGAGACGCCUUCAAGGCGCCCAGACGUUUUCGCCUUGAAGGCGACUUGGAGUCGGCUAGGCAAACGCUCUCAACGCGAAUCAAAGUCGCCUCCAAACUGACUUGGGAACGUUCAACAGGUGGAAGUCGUUUUGGAGGCGACUUGAAAAACCACCCAAGACGGCUUGUGACCGGCUUCAAAGCUGUCUGCAAACCGACUUGGAAACGUUCCCGCCAUGAUGGACGACUUCAGGUCGUUUUUGAAAUGAAACUGCAACCUCACUUGUCUUGCACUCUGGGCGGUCGGCUUUCUUGUCGGGCCUUAAUUCAUACUGAAUCUGCCUGGAUUGGCACCAUUGUGGCCAGGUUGAAUCAAGCAGGCAGUAGAAUUCCAUUUAAAGGCUAA